This is a messenger RNA of Copidosoma floridanum, 4357 nucleotides long. It is a transcript of the gene knockout, whose product is annotated as Stork-head domain-containing protein knockout. Gene Ontology annotation, cellular component: cytoplasm; nucleus. The record is from RefSeq and is a predicted model, not a curated record. NCBI's taxonomy places the organism in Eukaryota, Metazoa, Arthropoda, Insecta, Hymenoptera, Encyrtidae. Gene Ontology annotation, biological process: regulation of transcription by RNA polymerase II. Gene Ontology annotation, molecular function: RNA polymerase II transcription regulatory region sequence-specific DNA binding.
AAAAAAAAAAGAAAAAAGUCAACGAGUGACCGAGUCGGGAGUGCGGUGAUCGACAAAAUCGCUCGGCAUGGGAUUUGGUGCGUGCCGUCCGUGACUUUGGCAACACACAGUGGCGCGCUCCUGCAACAUAUUUUACACGUAUAUACACCCGUGAAACCCAGAGUGUCGGUGGUUCUCGUUUUUCUGAGUCCCCGCCGGGAUAUCGGCGAUCCCUGUUCUCCUUCGCGCGCUUUGUUCGUCCCCCCUUCUCUCGCUCCUCUUGGCCCCGGUUUUUUCCCCCUUUUCGCCCCUUUCGCGUUGCAUUUUAUUCUCCUCCCUCCGUCGCAAUAUACAAAAAUUGGUUCCAUCGAUUUAGCGCGGCAUAAAAAUAUACCUUAUAUAUAUAUAUGCCGCGGUGCAACGACUUUUGCCGCAGUGCUUGAGCGCUCUAUGAAAGUUUGGGCGUCGAGUCGAAAGAGUGCCGUGAUGUAACAGCGAGGACGUGCAAUUAAUGAAAUGGUAUAAAGAUCAAGUGACUCUGGGAUCGGAAGAAGCGCAUAUACGCGGUGUGCGCGGCGUCAAGGAGCCGCGACCAACUGCUGCAGAGACAGACAGUCGGAGGCGAGAUAGACUGCACACGAGAGACGACACAUCCUCUCGCGCGCACACACAGAUGGUAGAGCGAGAGAUAGCGGAGCGGUGGUAGCUGGGAAAGGAACGCAACGGCUCGUUCGGCUCUGAGAUCGCGAUGGCACCUCCCGAUCGACUGAGGUAGUACACAAUAGAACAGAAGAGGAAGAGGAGGAGGAGGAGGAGGAGUAGUAGUGCGCGCCGUCGUCGAAGGAGAAUGUCCUCGAUAAUAAUGGACGACGCGGGAUCAGCCGGAGGCGGGCCCUCUCGGUGUCUCCUGCUGCUGCAGAGGUCCUUGGCGAUACAGCUUACGAGAGGACCGCCCCAGAUUCUCAACGGCGGCAACAAAAGCAGCGGCAACGCCGGCAAUAACUCGACCCAACACGAUCCUUGCAAGGACCAUCCCGCCGACGAGAUGUGGAUGUACGACAAGGGCUACAAUCUUUUUCAAGGCUUCCUGGAAGCAAAUUCGCGAUGCUGGUGGAACGUCGCCUUGGUCGACGCUACUCGACAGCUAAGGUACAAGGGCCACGUGGCCCCAGGAGUGCUGAUGGUCGGCGGACCGCCCUGUGCCCUUGAAGUUUUAAGAGCAGCUUGGGCGAGAAACGUCCUACGACCUCCUGCGGAUCACAUCAUCAGUUGUCUCGGGGACAUCGAGGACUGCCUGGUGACGCCGGUCUCCCAGGGCCAGUUCACACCCCUGCCGGAGGCCCUCUGCUGGGCGAUCCUAGAGCUGACGUCGCAGCGCCAAGCCGCGACCCUGGACACGGUCCGCUCGGCCCUGAGGAACGCCUUCCCGGCCAUGCAGAGGCCGAGCCGCGAUCUCGUCUACGACGCGCUGGCCAAGCUCAUGCAGGACCGCAAGAUCUACCACACGGCCCAGGGCUACUUUGUCGUCACACCGGAGACGCGCCGAUUGCGCCGGGAAUCGGGAUCCACGGCCGGUGGUGGCGGACAGCACAGGAGCUCGCGCGAAAUGACGUCCGGGCGCUCGCAGCCGGCGGGCAUGCUCAUGAGCAACGACGAGGCAAUGGCCCUCGUGCACGGGGAGAUGAUCACCCUGAGGGACGGCGACGUCACCCACCAGGCCGUACAGACCAACCUGGCCGAUGUCAUAUGCGGAGGCAAUCCAAACGACAAAGUCCUGUUUGCUCGAUGCCAGUCGGUGCCGGGCAGACUGGAGAGGAGGCAUUCAUUGCGCCUCUGGGGUUCGGCGAGGCGUCUACACCGAAGCGGUAGCUCGAGGUCGCUGCCGAGGAGGCCCGAAAGGAGCGACACCUCCUCGAGCGCCGAGUACGCCAGCACGGACAGCGCACCCCACAGUCCAACCAGCCUGUCGGGCAUUUUUUCAGAAAAAAUAGGCUUACUGUCCCGACUGUUCCGACGCAGCACCCGGAGAAAGGGGGCGCCCCUCAUGGGCACGUUCAGCGCUCAGUACCCGCCGACCGAGUGGUUCAAUCCGCGCGUAGUUCACCUGCACAGCGUGGCCACGCAAACCAGAGCCGCCAGUCCAUCGAUGAUGGAGGGGUUGGAGCAUUCGCAGGCAAGUUUCCAGGUGUGGGACGAUUCGAGCUCGUUGCGCUCGGCGACGUUGCCCCGGAGGCACCACCACCACCGGCAGCCGAGCGCCGAUUCGUCGAGUCUCCUGGCCAACUCGACGCCCCGUAGCUCGAGGCGCCACCGCUCGCCCUGCUCGACCCUGCCCCGCUCCAAGUGCUCGAGCCUGAGCAGGUGCACCUCGAGGGCCUCGGUCGUGCCCUCCUCGACGACCAAUGGCCCAUCACCGCAACAACAACAACCACAAUCCAACGGCAAGAGCAACAACUCGACCAACUCCUCGCCCAGCCGAAGUGGGGGUAGCUCUGGUUCCGUGCGGGCUGCCCCCGCCAGCAACAACUCCUGCAGCCCCGCCAAGGCCUCCGGCCACUUUAGCCGACUCCAAGGCUCGAGGCACUCGUCCCGCCGGCCGAGCCACGAGCUUACACCCUCCAAUGGGCCAAACUGCCCCACCAAGUCAACCAACGGCUCGCCCCAGCACAAGGUCCUGCAAAAGUCCUCGUCGAAUCACUCGAGCCACUCGAGCGGUAGCAAGUCGACCUCGAGCGGGCGCUUGUCCGCGUCGCCGCUCAAGACGGCGAGCUUGUCGGCCAACUCGUCGCCCCUCAAAGUCAUCCAGCAGCCCCAGCAGUCCCAGCAACAGACGACGCUGACGCCACUGCAGGAGGGCACCCAGAACUCGAUAACCCUCCAGGUCUCGACGAACCUCAGCCCUUCGCAGGAACUCCAAGGGGCGAUACCGAGCGUCCAGAGCAGCGUCACCCUCGCGUCCAACGCCACGAGCACCACCACCAUAUCCGGCUCCCCCGGCACCAAGAUCUACGUCCACCAGAACAGCUCGCCCAUGCGCUCCGUCAUCACCUUUGAGAACAACAAGUCCUCCACCACCACCACCACAACCACGACAACGACCAACAACAACAACAAUAACAAGAGCACCAACAACACCGAGGAACAGCACUUGCUCACCGAGAAGGCCAACAGCAACAAGCAGCCGGUUUGUACGCCCGCGAGGCCGGAGAGGCCCUCCUCCCUGUACGCCAACAACAGGGACAACAACGCCUCGGACAAGGAGAACAAGCCAAAGCUCCAGAGGCAGGACGCGGAGGAGAGCAGCACCAAGAACCAGAUGCUGAACAAGCUGAGCAACAACUACCGGCUGAACAACAGCCAGGCCCACCUGAUCGAUGGUGGUGGCAACGGUGGCUCCGACAAGCCCACCAGCGAGCAAUUGAACAUGAACAACUCGCGCAAGCUCAGCCUGUCGCUGUCCAAGGAUGCACUGAGCUACCGGAACCUCCUGCGGCCGAGCGGCUCCAAGAACAACGUGGCCACCGCGGCCAACACAGCGGCCUCCUCGACCUCGUCCUCGAACCCGCCCUCGCCGACCAAGUCCUACGGGGGUGGUGGCAGUUGCUUCGGGGGCAGCUACAACAACGUGUACAUCGAGAAGCAGCUGGUCCAGCAGCAGGGCAGCGAGCCGAGCCUGUUCAGCAAGACCCCGAGCAGGCCCGAGCUCUACUCGUAUCCUAGUCUCAGUGACAUGCAGGUCCAGUUUACGAGCCUCGCCGCCCAGAAAAUACUCAAGGGCUGUCCUCUAAACAGCGUCGACACCCUCGUCGAGGUCAACAUGGCCGCGGCCGACAAGCCUUGCAACAAUCGCGACCUCGCCCCUCCCACGGUUCACACCGACUUUGGCCUCGUUUGAUCAAUCAUCACCGUCAACCAUCUUUCCUCCAUACCCACACUUAUUGUUGUUUACAACGCGACAUUGCCAUUUACUGCCUUUUACUCGUCAGUCUUGGCGAGACUCUUGGAAGCUUCUUGUUUUUUUUAAGUUGUUUCACGAUACUUUUCAACCGUCAGAUUGUAUAGUUUUUUCCAGGUGGUUGAGCAGUUGUUUAUCGUUAAGAGUUUUGAUUAUCAUUGACUUGUGUGGAUUGAAACUUUUUUUUUUUUUUUUUUUUUUUCACAAUUGUACAUGUAAGAUGUUAUAUGAAUUACGUGUAGCCCCGCGUUUCGGCAUAAUCAUCAUAAUAUUGUUUGUACACAUUUCGCGUCGCUUGAAUCAACGAAAGCGAUUAGCCAAAGUCAUUAAGUAAUUUCUUCGUGUGGAGAAAAAUGAAAGGAAACAAAAAAAUAAAUAAAUCAAUAAAAAUCCAGUAUCUACCACAUGAUAUUAUACGUAUAU